GGAGAGGAGAGGAGAGCGCAGCACAUCACUACUCCGCUUCUCAUCCAGCAGAGCCGCUGCGCUGUCCACCCAGCAGCUUUCUGGAACAUUCAGUUUCUUUUCUCUUCUAAUCCGAAAUGAUAACGAUAAAUAUGAAAUAAUUAUAGCUCUGACUUGUUGGAUACGGAUGUUUUUUUUUUUUUAAUUUCACCCCAUUUGGUGAUUUUCUCUCGUUUUGUUUCCGCUCGCCGAUCAGUCUGUGGAAUGGUCUGCGUUUUUUCCCCUGGGUCGUUUCCACUUCAGCAUGGGAACUGCAGUGUCCAAAAGGAAGAAUCUGAGGAGUGAUGCGAUAUCUUCCGUGGCAGCAAAAGUUAGAGCAGCCAGAGCAUUUGGAGAAUACCUGUCCAAUACCAAUCCAGAGAAUCGCAACGGAGCAGAUCAUCUAUUGUCUGACAGCUUCCCUGGCCACGACUGUGACUCUCCAGACGUCAGCCGCUUGCAUAACAACAAUCUCCCACCACAGAGCUGCUGUUUGCCCGUAGCUAAACCCAACCAGUCCAGCCAAUCCAAUCCCAGUGCUCAUCCACAGUCUCAGCCUCUGGUCAACACCCUCCAGGCUCCAGCACCUUUGGGCCCCUCCAAACGUCGACUCUCUGUUGAGCGCAGCCUCUCCGCAGAGGACCCACCAGGCGCCAGAGGCCCAGAGGGGGUUGUUGCGGUAAAGCCGGCGAGGGUUUACACAAUCACCAGGGAAGGAGGGAUGACCCUGGGGGGCCGUGGCACUGAGGAGAGCCUGGAGCUGGAGGUUCUGAAGGGCUCCAGGGAGCAGCCUCUGUCCCAGGCACCUGUCUCCGCCAACCACAACCCAUCCUGCACCAGCCAACCGUCCGCCUCAGCCGCCCGUGGUAGCCACCAUCGCAGUAGCCACCACCGCAGCAGCAGCAGCAGCCAUCACAACGCCCAGCAGCAUCACGGAGGCCUGCCCUCAUCAUCGCAGCCGCUGCAGAGCUCGGGGAACGCCAGCAACAUCCGAGACUGGGGAAUGAGGAGAGGGGGGUCGCGGGACGACUACACCCCAGACUGUGUGGCCUGCAUUCGAGCUCCAUGCCAAAGCCAGCGCUCCCUUGACCUGGAUACCUCACCGCGGGAUGGAGGGAAGCACCGCAAGAAACUGGAGAGGGUGUACAGCGAGGAAAGACCAUCUAAUGACGACAGGGAGGACACUCCUAAUAGCUGGUUCCCUAAAGAGAAUAUGUUCAGCUUUCAGACGGCCACCACCACCAUGCAGGCAAAUUUCCGGAAACACCUUCGGAUGGUGGGCAGCCGCAGGAUGAAGGCCCAGACCUUUGCCGAACGUCGAGCCAAGAGCUUCAGCCGCUCGUGGAGUGACCCCACCCCUGUCAAGCCUGACUCACUGCAUGACUCCAGAGACAGUGGUGAGCUUCAGACCUCGUCAGGGACUCUAGAUGAAGGGCUGGAUGAGGAUGCUGAGUGGGAGGAGGAGAGGGAGUUGGAGAGAGCAGCCUGUGAAGGAGAGGACUUCAUCCCACCAAAAAUCAUGCUGAUCUCCUCCAAGGUCCCAAAGGCUGAAUAUGUUCCCAACAUCAUCCGCAGGGAUGACCCCUCCAUCAUCCCCAUUCUUUAUGACCAUGAACGCGCCACGUUUGAUGACAUCCUCGAUGAGAUAGAGAAAAAGUUGACUGCUUACAGGAAAGGCUGUAAAAUCUGGAACAUGCUCAUUUUCUGUCAGGGAGGUCCAGGACAUUUGUAUCUGCUGAAGAAUAAAGUGGCCACAUUUGCCAAGGUGGAGAAGGAAGAAGACAUGAUCCAGUUCUGGCGGCGGCUCAGCAGGCUGAUGAGUAAGCUGAACCCAGAGCCCAACCUCAUCCACAUCAUGGGCUGCUACGUGUUGGGCAGCGCUAAUGGAGAAAAGCUUAUUCAGACUCUGAAGAGGCUGAUGAGACCCUCUUCGGUCGAAUUCAAGUCCCCACUAGAGCUCUCUGCACAGGGCAAAGAGAUGAUCGAGAUGUACUUUGACUUCCGUCUGUUCCGCCUGUGGAAAAGCCGCCAGCACUCGAAGCUGCUGGACUACGACGACCUGUUGUGACGUCGCCCACCCCUGAUGGCUUGUCGGCCGGUUAUCUCAUAUCUGAGCCUACUGUUGUACGGUGACGGGGCGUUUGGUUGAAGGGCGCCUUAGAGGCGCCUGGACCGGCUCUGCGGCAGAACUGGAGCAGCGGCGCAGUUUGGGUCUGUUUGUCCCUUCUGAAGCAACACGGUGGCCCUGUAGUUUCAGCCAGUGGUGUACUUCCCUUAUCCAUUUUUCACUUUCUACCUGUCUCUCUGAGAAAAGAGAAGGAGAGGGACAAGAAAAAGGAGGAGAAGCAAAAAGGACUCAUCAUCCUAUCUUAAAUGUGUCAAAAGACACUAAGUAGAGUUAGAUUCCUGAGUUCAGAGAGGACGCUAGAUGAAAGAGUGACGGCAGAGAACAGAAAGAGUUUAGAGGGUGACAGAUCUUGUUUAUCUAUUUGGUUUUUUUUUUUGCCUUUCUUUGCCUCUUCUGUUCUCUCAAGAUGGAGCGUUAUAGGAUGGAAGUCUUUUCUUUGUCAAGUGUGGAGGUUAUUUGCAAUGGAAUUAGAGCCUAUAUGUAAAUAAACAAGUGCUUACUGGAGCGUCCCAGCAUCUCUCGCCAUGCUAUCGUGUGAAAAUCUAGACAUUAAAUUAGUCUGAUAAAAAAGUUAGGUGUCUUGACUUAACCCAGCUUUUUUUUUUUUUUUUUUUUUUUUAAACUUUAAAUAACUGUAUAAGCAUUUUGUACAGACUGUUGUAUUAACUCAGGUUAAAUCCCUUGUUUGGUACUAAGAAUUGUACUUAGCCUACUGUUCGCAACAUACUGUAGAUCAGAAUCCAAGGCCCACACACUCCUCACAGAGCCGUCUGCAGUGGAACGUCAUGAGCGUCAGGGAUGUCAUACCUUAAGCUUGUGCGUGAAGGGUGGUGGUUUUUUUCUACACUUUUCAUAGUCUUUCAGGUCGACCGUAGCUGAACAGACGGAUGUAUUCAUGCAUGUUUUCUUAGCGUUACAUUUGACCCCGCUGAGCCAACACUUGCAAUUCUUUCUUGAGCUGUCGGUUCACGGGUGCUGAUCCUUUUUAGCGUGUUUGUAUUUCGCUCGUGUGUCACUAGCUUACCUGCAUUUUGUGCAGGUGGAGACUAUGACGCCAGACUCUGCACACCAUGGGCAGUGUCUUUGUAGGAAAUAGACACAUAUACAUACUGAUAACACUCAUGCUGUACUGUAGAAUUCAUUCAUUCAACUCUCGAUUUGCUCAUACUUUUUGGAGUAAAUGAGAAUUUCUUAUUGGAGACUUAUCUUGAAUCAUUCAAAGUAGCAACGGAGUGGCAGAGGUGAUACUAUACUAUGUUAUUUUUGUUUCUCCUCACCACCAAAUUGUUGUUGUUGUGUUAAUAUACUCUUACAAACAGUGCUCUAGCAAAUUCAUUUUAGUCCUUGCCGUAAUCAUUUCUGGCAUUGAUAUCCAUUUUAAAAUGUCAGAACAGUUUAGAUUUUGGAGUUGAAAUGAUGUGUAUGUUGCAUUAAAAUACAUAGAUAUUUAGUAUCAGGCUUCUAUAAAGUUGAGGGAUUUGUGAGGUUAAAAAAAAGGGACGAAGCAGCAGAGGCCAAAAUAUUCCAACUUUUAAUCCCUGGGCCAAACUCCAACAACACUGCAUCCCAUGUUUCCCAUAAAGCAACUGGAUAGUGUCUUUUUCUGUUAGACCCUCCCUGCAUGGUAAAUGUCUUUCAAUCUCUCACCUUCGACAUUUGUAACACAUGGUGUAUUAUACACCAGUUUUCACAUGUGGAGUGAUACUCCUCAUGACAAAUUAACUCAUCUUUAUCUUUACUAAAAAAAAUGUUUAAAAAAAAAAAAAUUAAAACUUCACCAGACAGACAUCAAUAAAGGUUUUACAUGCUGUCGUCCAUUGUAUCAGACUUAUAACCCAUUUUACAACAGAGGCCAGUAUUAGCCUGAUGUUGCAUUAUUGGCCUAUCUUGUAUUUAUUAAAAGCAAUUCUAUUUUUUUUUAAAGAAGGGCUUACCCUGUUGCACUGUAUAGCUAUAAAAUACUCACACUAAUGGUAGAUAAUGCACUGCUGCAUAAAGUUACUUUAACAGUAAAAGUUUAACUGCUGGUGUCGGUACUGAAUAAGUGUAGUGUCAGACAGGAUGUACAUUGCUCCAUCUCAAGCUUACGCUGAGGUGGCCAUGUCCUCUUGUAAUAUAUAUUCUCCCUCAGAUAUGCAGGUUCAUCAUUUGAUAAAACUCACUGUUUGUGUGUGUUCUGGAACUCACAAAGACAGAAAUCAAAUCACAAAAUUAAAGCCGGGGGAAAUUUUUGGGCAGAUCUUGUUCAUUUAUUAUGAAUUAGACUUUUCUUUUGUCUUAAGUCUGCUGUAUGUUGUUCUACAUUGGCUCUGGCUGAGGUCUGCGCUCUCUGAGUGCCCUUCUAGUUUCUGUCUGUGCUAGUGAAAUGCAUGAAAAUGCUUAUGUACAUCUUGGUUUUCAGUUUGGCGCCCACGUUAACCGGUUAGAGCGAACACACUGUCUCUCCUCAUCUAGAAUAUUGGCGUCUCGCCUUUUUUUCACUUGCAAAAAUAGACAGUGGAAAGAUCUGUUGGUAGUUAUAUUGACAUCACACCAGCAGCAUACAAUUACAUAAACGUGUCACCUUUUAGUUUCUAUCUAUAGAAUGUAUCUGAAUAUGCCAUUUUAGCAUUUGUAUGUGGAGACAGUGGCGGCCAUCAUAUCAGAAACCUAAUAUAACCUAUAAAGAUAUUAUGACAAUGGUUUAACAGGUGAAGUAUGGUGUGGUGUGCUCUCUCUCUGUGGGUCUUUGAAUAAGGGGAAAAAAGAUUAAUAAAAUUAAUAUUGAAAAGGAAUCGAACAUUCUAUUAUUAAUGGACAUUGUGUAAAAAGAUUGAGUCUGGCAAUAGCAGAGCUGUGGCAGUGUGCACGCAUACACACGUGCGAGCUGCAGCAGUGCAGAGAAGUAGCCGUCACACACACACACAAACACACACACACACACAAGGCAGGUAGUGUUUCCCAGACGAUGCACAUGCAUUACACACUGCUGUCAACUCCUUGUUGUGCCGCAACGUAGCAAGUGUCACCAGAUCACUCUCUAAAUUAAUUGUGAUAAUUUGGUGGAAUUACAGCUAAGACCACAGUGGCCGGUGACACUGGUGAGUGUGUAGGUUUCAAUACUAACAUCACCCGAGAGAAGCAGGAGUUGUAUUGAUAAGUAACUACUCCUGGAUGGUGCCAUUAAUUCAUCUGUAAAUUCUAACAGGCUUAUCUUAGGAGCGGGGCUUUGUUUUGUUUCAGGAGUGUAUUUUAUCAUGUUUUAGUGAGAAACGGUCCUUGCUGCUGUUUUAUCGGCAGGUUUGCUGUUAAUGCAAAGCUAAAUUCGACAUAUUGCAUAUUUUCACAGCAGCGAUCCCAUCAGUGCAACAACAGAGCCAUAUCAUCAGAAAUACUUAAUGAACAACUCUUUAUACUCACACCGAUCGUGUCAGUGAAACUCAGCUCUUCUCGCACUAAAUGUUUUACAAUCCGUGCGGGAAUGUUGUUUUCAUACUGAUGGAGUCAGCGCUGUGGCAGUUUACAUUAUGUUGAAUUUAUCUAGUAUUUCCUGCGGCCAGUACGUGAUGCCAUUCUCGAUGAUGGUACCGCGUGUUCACAGUCUUUACACCAACCUCAAAAUUAAUGUUACGUCCACUCACGUCAAAAUCAAAAGACUUUAAAGUUCCUUCAAACAUUGUAUCCUGACUGUUGAACCUCAUGGCCUUUGUCUUUGUGUGCUCAGCUAUGUCUUUGCUUAAAGGUAGGAUCUGACCUUUGUAAUUGUUGUACAUUCAUGAUUCUGCUUCAUGUUGAUAUGUAUUUGUUUAGACAUCAGCUGCUCUCCAGAUCUCUGUAGCAAUAUACUGUGUACGUGUAUAUUUCGCUAGGUUAUUUCAAUUUCUUUCAUGUAAAGGAUAGAGCACAUUGUUCAAGGUAUUGUAUUAGUGUGUAAUACCUUUGAAUUUUAACGGCUAUUGCUUUACCACACUGUGGAUGAUGGACGGAAACAAAGUGAUAAAUAGGUGGAAGACUGACAGCAGAGUGGGGUCUGCUCGCUGCUUGGCUCCUGAAGUGCUCACGAGGACUCUGUCUGCUUUCUCCUUUGCUAUGAGUUUAAGUAAAGUCCAAACCCCAGAGCCUAAUUACAUACCUGCUCAACCGUUGUACCUGUGUCUCAAGUCAAUAUAUUUAAUCCUGCUGCUGCCGGGUUUAAUAGCAAGUUGAGAUACACUCAAAAUUUUACACGAGCCUGAAGGAUUUCUAAUGAGUUCUCUGAUCACGAAGGAAACAGAGGUCCAUUAUUUGCCAUCAAGCUCAACUAAGUCUCCCCGAGGCUGUGAUCAGAUAACACACUCACAUGUCUGAAACACAAACCAGCGCCAGUAACAUGAGGCAAGAGCUCAAAGGGUGUGAAAUGUUUGAUAGCAUCGCAUUAUCUGUGUAAUUAGCACUAACCUGAAGUAGUAAAGCGGAAAACAUCUUGCAAAAUAUUAGCUAGCAGUGUCUAUUUGCUUUCGACAAAGUCAUCAGGAUGGUGUUCUAAGACGUCAGGACAACACAGCUCAGACUCACGUCCACUUCAGCCAAUCAGCUUUUAUGGCUCUCCUUCUGCCUUUCCGCCCUGGUGGGAUGGCAGAUUUGCAGCCAGUCUCCAGUCAAGCGAAUGCCCUCAUCCCUUUACACAUCCAUCACACUCACAUUCCUUUUAAGUUGUAUUUUUGGCAACUAGCAUCUAGCUCCACAUUAGCUAGUAGGUAAAGUCGCCAACUUAGUCUAUCUACCGUUAGCUGCUGAGCAGGUGGCAUGCAAUGGGUUUAUCAGAGCUUUUUGGGCGGGCAGCAGCGGGUUGAUGCUGCUGGUGAUGAGGUUUAUUUGGUGGAUGGAAAAAACCAAAACAAUGACCUAAAAGAGGAUAAAAAAUCUCCACUAUAAGCUGCAGUUUUAAGGUAAAAAAAAAAGAGCUCUACUGUAUGGGCACUGGGGGAAGCAGGAGACGCAAACUAACAUAAUGUUUUUCCACACACUGAAGGAGUCAAGCAGGGGGUCCCUGCAGAGAGUCAUGUAAGGACUAGCCUUGGCAAUCUUUUGUGGAUGUUGGCAACUUCGAGACCACAACCAUAUCUUGGGCAGAAUAAAUAGGUUUCCUAACGUAAAACCCAUUGCGCCAGUGUGUUGACCGAGCAAGCGACACACAGAGUUUGAUUUGUCGUGCUGGCUCACUGCGGCAGAACAUUUCCAUUUCAUGAGAACCUACAGUAAUUAAAGAAAUCAACAGAUUGGUCUUUGAACAUCUCCCCUCUCCUGUUAUUUUCCAAAUGAAACUGUGCGUCGCAGUUGGGACGCGGACCCCCCACCCUCCGAGCUCUUGCCGGUUUCUGUGCAGAUUGCCAGGGCUCAGUUGGGAGUGUGAUUGAGUUUGAUGAGGAUGAUGGAUAGAUGCUGCUUUCAUUACCCUGACACCGCCAGUCGGGCUGUGAUUGUAUUUUCGGAAGAGUGGAAAAUAAUGUGUUUAUGUAACGUCUGUUUCACUUUGUAUCAACUUCUAAGUCUGAGCAUUAGAUUUUAAAAUAGCUAGAGACUGUAGGAGUGAUAGAUGUUACACUAAGGUUCAAAAAUAAACAGGUUCAUCAUCCAUAUGUUAUUUUGUUUAUUAUGAAAAGGUAUAAUAGCAAUUAACAUUACUGUAUACUGUAUCUGUUGAUUUUGAUACUAGUAAUAGUCACAAAUAUAUCUGGGUAGCUUUGAUGAGCUUUUGGGUUUUUCCUUAGAAUAGACAUUAUAGAUGGACCUUGAAUCCAAUGUGGCGAAUUAUUGUAACUGAAUUACUAGCAAAGAAAUGUGAUUGCAUUGCACAUUGUGGGUACCUGUAAGAAAUAAUUUUGUUUUUAAAGCAUUUUUUUUUCCAGUAAACCUUAGUUCUACACAA
This is a messenger RNA of Seriola aureovittata, 8033 nucleotides long. It is a transcript of the gene nsmfb, whose product is annotated as NMDA receptor synaptonuclear signaling and neuronal migration factor b. The transcript is spliced from 14 exons. Gene Ontology annotation, biological process: positive regulation of neuron migration; regulation of neuronal synaptic plasticity. The record is from RefSeq and is a predicted model, not a curated record. The coding region runs from base 284 to 2086 and encodes 600 amino acids. NCBI's taxonomy places the organism in Eukaryota, Metazoa, Chordata, Actinopteri, Carangiformes, Carangidae. Gene Ontology annotation, cellular component: nucleus; cytoplasm.